AUGUUAAAAGUGGCGGAUAUUGAAAACAUGCUAAAGGAUAUACCCAGUGGUUAUUUGAAACCCGAUCAUGAUUUAUUUACCAGCACCAAUACUGCCAUUAUUUUGCCCUAUAAAAAACUUGGAGCCAUUAACAGUGCCGACAUAGAUAAACAGCUGGAAAAAGAACCCGAUAAAGGUCAGAACAACUCAUCGGAAAUAUUCUGCAAUGUUUUAAAUUGUAAAAUGGUUUUCGAUAAUGUGGCCUCCUAUACGCUGCACUAUAACAGUAUGCAUCGUUUCAUAUGCCAGGAAUGUAAAAAAUCCCUACCGACAGAACACUUGUUGGACUUGCAUAUAUCGGAAAUACAUGAUUCGUAUUUUAAGGCACGUUUGGAUCGGGGUGAACGACUGUUCAAGUGUUAUGUGGAGGAGUGUAAAGAAAUGUUUUCCAAUGCCAUUGAGAGGAAGAAGCAUUGCAUCGAGGCACAUAAAUUUCCCGCAAAUUUUCGUUUUGGCCAGGUUAUACCACCAAUGAAACAUACAACUAAAGAAGAGGUGAAGAUUAGUUCCGAAUCAUCAAAUGUCAUGGAAAUGGGAGAACAUGUGGCAGAGGUCGCUAGUGGUGGUUCUACAAAUGAUAAUACCAUAAAACUCUUUUCCUUUGGCCAUCAACGAGAGAAGACAUUCCAAUUGAAAAAUGAUUCGACGAAAGGCAAAAGUGGUCAGGGUAAAGGUUUGGAUAGUUUUAGUUUAUUAAAAGAUGCUCUUGAUAUGGAUGUAUCCAAGUAG
Musca vetustissima is the source of this 768-nucleotide messenger RNA. RefSeq names its product protein lethal(2)k10201. The transcript has a single exon. The record is from RefSeq and is a predicted model, not a curated record. Bases 1 to 768 code for a protein of 255 amino acids. NCBI's taxonomy places the organism in Eukaryota, Metazoa, Arthropoda, Insecta, Diptera, Muscidae.